Messenger RNA from Salvia miltiorrhiza (redroot sage), 1359 nucleotides. RefSeq lists its product as uncharacterized. The transcript has 2 exons. Bases 676 to 1230 code for a protein of 184 amino acids. NCBI's taxonomy places the organism in Eukaryota, Viridiplantae, Streptophyta, Magnoliopsida, Lamiales, Lamiaceae. The record is from RefSeq and is a predicted model, not a curated record.
UCUUCUCAUAGUUCUCGGUGAACGAAGAGGUAUACCAUUCAUUUCUUGGAGGGAAAAUUCCCUUGUCAGGAGUGACUCUUCGUCUGAUUCCCGCCAUUAUAAAGUCUGUUCCCCAGCCCUAUUGCAAUGGCUUACUUGGAGUUAUCAUUCACUUCCUCAGAAAUUGCUAGGCGACUGCUUCGAUCCAUGGAUAGCCCUCGUCAAGGUAUUGAGAUGGCCAGCACUGACAUCUCCCAUUGCCAAGCUAACAAAUCAGAUAAGUAACGGCGUUCAUGGUCUGUAAAAGAAGAGACCGUGCUGGUUCACGCACUGAAGGAGUUGGUUGUUGAUGGGUGGAAGUCGGACAACGGUUUUCGAGCUGGAUUCCUUGGUAAACUGGAGGAUGCCCUCAAAAAGGAAUUCCCCGAGACCGACUUGAAGGCAAAUCCACAUAUCAAUUCCAAAAUCGGGACGUGGAAAAAAAAUUACUAUUCGCUCAAUCUAAUAUUUGGUCGCAGCGGGUUCGGAUUCAACGUUAACGGUGACUACAUGAUAGAUGGUAACAACGACCAGUGGGAGCACAUCGUUAAGGUAGGUGCAGCACUUAGAUCUGUACUGAAGAGAAAUGAGCAGUAAACAUAUGUUGAUCCGUGCUUUUCUUGUUUCAUUUUAUAGGUUGACGGAAAUGAGUGGACUAUGCGCUAUAAAAAGUGGCCCCUUUAUGAUGAUUGGAAGAUAAUAUUCGGUAAGGACAUGGCAACAUGGGACAAAGUCGAGGAUUUCAUGGAAGCUGUCAACGAGAUGAUUGGCCGUGACAAUGUUGCGCAAAAUGACAACACUGAUGAACAGGAUCCAUCGCUGCAUGUGGAGUAUGAGUUUGAGAACGAAGUGGCUGAAGACAACGAGUGUCAGAGUCAAAAGGGUGGAACUCGAGAACGUAAUCCGAGCAGAAAGCGCAAGCGUGAUGACGACUUUGAUGUCACUCACGAGCUGCUUCUUGAGAUUGGUCGCAACACAGACAAAAGGUUUGAGCACAUCGAAAACAGGACUGGGUUUGAAUUUGAUCUAGCUAAAGCAAGGAUUGAAGUGUAUGAGACUGUAUGCGCAAUACCGGGGCUGAAUAAGAGCGAUCGAUUCGAGGUUUGCGAGAUACUUGCAGAUAAGGUUGAGAGGCUCGAGCUUUUCAUGAGUCUCCCUCAAGAUGCAAGGGCAGAUUACCUAUUGCGCGUGCUAGAGAUGCGUGGCAAGUAAGAAGAUGCAAGGGCAGAUUACCUAAGCUUUCUACUGAUUUUGAAGGGAUUUGAAAACUUUAUUACAUUUUGGUGUCCCUUUUCUGUUUUAGAAGUUGGUGCAAUGUUUUGAGAUAAUUAUCUAUGUUAU